Molecule: messenger RNA, 750 nt
Organism: Tripterygium wilfordii
Lineage: Eukaryota; Viridiplantae; Streptophyta; Magnoliopsida; Celastrales; Celastraceae
Product: late embryogenesis abundant protein At5g17165-like
Exons: 2
Coding region: 114-494 (126 amino acids)
Source: RefSeq, a predicted model, not a curated record
CUAGCUUCUAUAAAGAAUCCCAGCACUCUACACAGUAUCUUCUAUCCUUCUCGCUUUGUUGCAGUACUCUCCGAGUCUCUCUUUUCGUCGAAUAUUAGCUUUGCUUGCAUUUUAUGGCCGCCAAUUCGAGUAGCGUUAGUGGGAUCAGGAGCUUGGGGAAGCGAGUCGUGAACCAGAUCAUCUCUACUCGCUUUCACUCUGCUUUCACCGCCAGGAAGGCUGCUCACACAUCUGUGUAUGACAAGAACUUUGAGGAUCAGGUACGACCAGCUGUAGUGCCGGAUGAACUGAUCCAGCCCGAGUCCGACAAAUACUGGGCACCACACCCAAAAACUGGUGUAUUUGGUCCAGCCACUGAGCACUCUGCAGCCGGUGGUGGGGAAGACGGUGCCCAUUCCUCUGCUGUGAAUGGUGGUCAAGACUCUGUUUUGGAAGAGAAGGCCUGGUUCCGUCCCACCAGUAUUGAAGACUUGGAGAAGCCUCACCUCCCUUGAACUAUUUAUGCGUGCUUUUCACAUCUAUAAAAUAGGUUUUGGCAUAGCAUGAGUGUUAUUAUGCCAAGAGCUUGAAAUAAAACUGGGUUGAUACUCCGAAACCUAUUUCUGGUGUAGUCGUUUUCUGGAAACCUACGAAUGCAUAUACUAGAUUAAUGUUAUUUAGGUUUGUGUGUUUGCUUUAUUUCUGCUAUACUUUUGUUAUGAAAUACUUGAACAUUGUUCCUCUGGGAAUUUAUGCUUCUGGGUUUAUGUA